ACAUUUUAUUUCCGUAGUUUCACGAGUUUCUCUUUCGUGAUAGGUGUCUUUUUGAGGGCAGUUCGAUAUCUCAAGAAUCGUACGAUUACACUUAUCAGUGAUUACAGUAAUUUAAUCUUUUAGAUUUAAUUAUAAUUCACUUGCAGUGAUAAAGCUUGUGAGUGUGUCGACCUAAUUCGUGUUAAGUUAUAGGAUACAUCGUUUGGUGUGUUGUAAAAUAGUUGUGUUUUUAGUUUCGUGGCGAUUAUAUUUAGUGAAUAAUGAACUUAUCGUUCGCUGGUUGUGGUUUCCUUGGUAUUUACCAUGUUGGUGUUGCAGUGUGUUUUAAAAAGUAUGCGCCCCAUUUGUUGUUAGGCAAAAUAUCUGGCGCCUCUUUUGGCGCACUAUCAGCUUGCUGCCUGCUGUGUGACCUGCCCAUAGGUGAAAUCACAACAGAUGUCUUGAGGGUAGUAAGCGAGGCGAGGGCAGGCUCCCUCGGGCCCUUCAGCCCGUCCUUCAACAUACAAAAUGUCCUCCUCGAGGGCAUGCAGAAGUAUCUGCCCCAUGAUGUUCACAAGAUCGUCAGUGGCAAGCUCCACAUCUCUCUGACGAGAGUCUACGACGGGAAGAACGUUAUUGUCUCUGAGUUCCCCACGAGGGAGGAUUUAUUACAGGCGCUGCUAGCGUCAUGUUUCGUGCCAGUAUUCUCCGGGUUGCUGCCCCCAAGGUUCCAUGGCAUAAGGUACAUGGACGGUGGCUUCAGCGACAACCUACCUGUAUUAGAUGAGAACACCAUCACUGUUAGUCCAUUUUGUGGCGAAAGCGACAUUUGUCCCAGGGAUUUGAGCUCACAGUUGUUCCAUGUAAAUCUGGCAAACACAAGCAUAGAAUUAUCAAAACAGAACAUGAACAGAUUCGCGCGCAUCCUCUUCCCGCCAAAACCAGAGGUUCUAAGCAAUAUGUGCAAACAAGGCUUUGACGACGCUCUCCGAUUCUUGCAUAGAAACAACAUGAUAUCUUGUACAAGGUGUCUCGCAGUUCAGUCGACCUUCCAAUUGCAAGAUGUGUUAGAUGAUACCACGUAUGAAUAUGAUCCAGAUUGUGAAGAAUGCAAGACUCACAGACAGGACGCGUUAGUAGACGACCUACCGGACACCGUGAUGACGAUAUUCCAGAACGCAAUAGACUCGGCGAACAGCGGCAUUGUCAACUGGGUGAUGAGGCAACGAGCGAUGAGGUAUCUUACACUCCUCACGCUACCCUACAGAGUGCCUAUCGACAUCAUGUAUGCUUCAUUUACCAAAUUCGUAACAUGUACCCCGAAAAUGAGCAAGUCCCUUUGGAAGCUAAGCCUCAACAUGCUACAACAGUUACACGGGUUCAUGUAUACCGCUCACGAUCGUUCAGAAGCAGCCGCCAGGAUAUACUACAAACUGACCAUGGAUAACAAGAUGGAUGCUACUGAUGGCAGGCAGUUGGAUAGGAGGCGUGCAAGCGAGUUCCGCAUCACAUACGGAGACAUGCGAACGACACACGAUGAUGUGGACACGUUCGAGCACAUUCUGAACGUGACGUCACAUAAUGAAGCACUGCUCGCUUAUUACUACCUCGAUGGCGAAAAUAAGAUGAAAAUGACGGAGAUAUACGACGUGACGGACGCAGACACGGACGCGGUACAGUCGCCCAUGGAGCGCGACGUCAACAAACAGCUCGAGUUCGACAACGAUUGGAGCGCUGAAUUCAUUGCUGACAACGACGACCUAGACAUGGAAGCAAUGGACGACGACGCUCUAGCCGACAGGAACAUAUUUUCUGACCCGGAAAGCGAAUGGAACAUGCGACGGUCGAUAUCCGCGUCCGACAGCGACGGCGACCAACCCGAGUCUGACCGGAGAGUGUUAGAACAUAUAGACUGCGAGAGGCUGGCCAAAACGGUGAACAAGCGAUGUGUGAUACUGACGAACUUCAUGCUGAGCAACUUAGUGGAGGCGACGGCGCAGUUACUCUCUAACACCACACUGUUGACGAGCUUACUGUUAGAAGGACUCCCCUUGAGGAUACCGUAUUUAAAUCCUUUGUGCGAGGCUUUAUUAGCGAACAGUUCUCUACAACACUUACACUUGCCACGAUGUCUGAUCGGGGACGCGGGUUGCUUGGCCAUCUGCAAGUCUAUCAGAUGUCUGCCCAAUAUCCUGACACUGGACCUGUCAGGGUGCGAGCUGACGCCGGUAGGAGCUGGGUACAUCGCUGAAUUGGUCAAGUACCAGAAGAUACACAGAUACAGCGAGAACUGGACACAUACACUUCGGUACCGACUGCCUGAGCUAGACGCGAUGGCCGGACUGCGCCGCAUCACGCUAUGUGCCAACCCACAGUUAGGGGACGCUGGAGUCGCCAAGCUUCUCGAUGUGCUCUCUGAUGAUUUGUGGAUCAAAGCCCUGGACAUCCAGAAUUGUGGUAUAACGGAGGACACAUCGAUGAUGAUCCAUCAGAUGAUGCUAUCGAACAAGACUCUCGUAAUACUAGACAUAAGGAACAACAUUGAUAUAACCAGCGAGUCGCUGUCCAAAGUGCGGUCCGCGCUCAGAGACAAUGAAAGAGGAAUGGAAGGAAAGUUUUCAUGGCUGGCUAGCGUUAGCGGGACUUCGAGUGAGAGACUGAGAUCAAUUCCAUCCAAAAAUGGAAUAACAAGAGAUCGCGCAGUAUCUAAUGUAAGAAGCACGCCCACGAAAUAUGUUAGCAAAACUAGUGCAGUGAAGAAAGACAAAGACUACGCAGAAUUAUUAGAGGAACAGCUACAAGAGGAGAUCUCGCACAGACAGCAACUUGAAGAGCUGAAUCUACAGUUGGUCGAUCAGAUGAAGCAGUUGAAACAGCAGCAGAUACGACUGUGGGCCAAUUGUACUGCUUCUUCAGGUUCAGAACACUCGUUCGAGGCUAGUGCGAGAUCGGGCGAUUUGUCCAGUAGUUCUGGGUCGUCGAGUUCUGUGCCCAUCGACCAGACAACGCUCUCCUACAUACAGCAGGCCUUCAAGGACAUAUACGCUUUCAUCAAAAACAACCAAUGUUACGGCCAAUGUGUUCACGAGGUAUCGAAAGAAACUCCACCAGAACCACAGCCGAUUGAAGAAGUGGCAGAAGUAGAAGAAUCUCAAUACAAUGGAGAGUUACGCGUCAACAUGGUGCCGAAGAGGGCGCAGAGCUCACACCAAAAGAUCAAAGAUAAAAUGAAGGUCAACAAGACCACUAAAUCCGCGCAUCUUUUGGGAGACUCGCAGAGAAGAGAAGGCGUCGAAAUGAAGCCAGAGAUGAUUGAAAGACAAAUGGGUGACUCGAGAAAUGCGCACUGCGAGGAAACAAAUAUAUUGGAGGAUAUGAUAUCGGUGCAAGCGAAGCCUAACAAAAAAAACUUCGGGCAGAGUAGCCCCUGCAGUAGUGUAGUGAGCGACUCGGACACGCUGAUCUGUUCGCCGCAGAUGACGCAACGUUCCAUACAACCGGCGAUCGUCAUCAACCCACGGGAGGCACUCUAUUCGUCCUCGGACGAGGACAGCUCGUGACGACGUUUUUUAUAUAUUUAUCAAUUUAUGAAUAUCAUGUUUUAUGUACCUACGAUUAAAAAAUUGGUUGGUUUA
Messenger RNA from Helicoverpa zea (corn earworm), 3614 nucleotides. RefSeq lists its product as uncharacterized. The record is from RefSeq and is a predicted model, not a curated record. The coding region runs from base 261 to 3539 and encodes 1092 amino acids. NCBI's taxonomy places the organism in Eukaryota, Metazoa, Arthropoda, Insecta, Lepidoptera, Noctuidae. Gene Ontology annotation, molecular function: protein binding; triacylglycerol lipase activity. Gene Ontology annotation, biological process: lipid homeostasis; triglyceride catabolic process. The transcript has 20 exons. Gene Ontology annotation, cellular component: membrane; lipid droplet; cytoplasm.